GUCACUAUUCUGUUCAUUAUUAUGCGCAUUGACACAGUCGCAGUACUCAGCAUUGUCACUAUUGUCAGACUCUGAUCUAGAUUCUAGCUCUCGUUUGUACGGUUCCCUUGUCCUUGAUGCAUGUACCGCAUGUACACAUGUGCUAACAAAGGCGGGAAAAGUCGAGUAUAAAAGCUGCGUUCCGUGUGGGUCAGGCUCUUCAGUCGCAGCUGCGCCGUGCAAAGUUUUGUUUUUUCGAACGCUGUUUGUCCACUGGAACUACAGUCUACAGUCUACUGAAUUCAAGGCCUCCCGCAGGUCUGACUCCCUGCCAAUAAUUUUUCCUCCGCUCGCUUGUUUCCAAACCACUGUGAUCAGCAACCGAGUCUGAGGAGCUUAGCUCGGCCCAUUGCAAGGUCGGCAGCAGGCCGGCGUGGCUUGCUCGUAUGCGCGUCGUGAUUCAACCAUUUAGCAGUGUCCUCAGUGAAGAAAUAAUCAGUUACAAGUUCUGAAACGUGUGCCGGCUCGGAGCAGCGAAGGUGGUUUUGCUGCAAUGACAAGCAGGCUGUAUUCCUCAUUGCAGCGAGCUCAACUCUCCGUUGAAUAUCUACAUACGAACAGUACCACUCACGAGUUCUUGUUUGGAGCGCUGGCCGAGCUCGUCGACAACUCGCGAGAUGCAGGAGCCAGUCGUAUUAAUAUCUACACGGAGGAUUGCGCUUCAGUGCGCGGUGAGAAGAUUCUAUGCUUCCUCGACGAUGGCGAAGGCAUGUCUCCCGAGCAAAGCGCAAAGGUAAUCCAGUUUGGUUACUCUGGCAAGCGGAGUCGAGAUGCCCAAUCCAUUGGCCAGUAUGGCAAUGGACUGAAGUCAGGCGCUAUGAGAAUCGGUAGAGACUUCAUUUUGUUCACAAAAAGAGGCACGACGAUGAGUUGCGUGUUUUUGUCCCGAUCAUUUCACGAGUCCGAGAAGAUCCAGGAGGUCAUAGUCCCGAUUCCGUCCUGGUCCCAGGCCACCAAGAUGCCGCUUGGAAGCACCCAACAGGAAACUGAAAAGCACAAGAUCGAGGUCAAUUUGAUUCAGCGGUUUUCGCCUUUCAAAACCAUGGAAGACAUCAUGGGGCAGUUUGACAAGAUUGUUGGAAAUGGCACGCUGGUUAUGAUCUACAACUUGCGACUUGGCGACUCCGGCCAGACCGAGCUUGAUUUUUCAACGAAGUUCGACGAUAUCCUGAUGGAUUCCCGUGACCCGCUCUAUUCCGAAACGGAGGCAAGCAUGAAGCCAGAGAGGCGAUCAUUCCGUGCCUACUCCUCCAUUCUCUACUUUGAUCCCAAGAUGAAGAUCUAUAUCCAGAAUGUCAAAGUGCGUACAAAACGCCUGCAAGAUCAAGUUUACAACGGCAGGCUCUACCACUACACAACCAAGCGUUUCAAGAGGCGGAUGGACAAUGAGGUCAAGAAGGCCAAGGAGCUAGCCAAGAUGGCGGAGGAGGCAGCACGUGAAGCAGAGUCAACGGCAAGGGAUACGGAAAGCAGGCAGGGUACAUCCCGAGAAGGACGGGUAUCCGUCCGCAAUGCACAGGCGCAGGCGGCACGUGCUAGCGAAGAGGCCAAGGACCGGAAAGCCAUCGCCGAGGCAAUGGAAAAGUCGACCCACCAGCCCAAGACACUGGACAUGGUAUUUGGCUUGAACAUCGGCAACCGCUCUCAAGACGGAAUCUUCGUCUACAACUGCAGCCGGCUGAUCAAGAUGUAUGAGUACGUGGGAGGGCAAGCUCUGGGUGCACGAGGAGGGCAGAUUGCCGACAAUAUGGGUGGAUGUGUGAAUGCAGGGGACAUGAAUGGCAUCAUUGGCCUGGUCAACGUGCCCUACCUGGUGCUGGAGCCCACACACAACAAGCAGGACUUUGCCGAUGCCAAAGAGUAUCGCCUCCUGCUCAAGGCCCUGGCCGACCAUCUGGCCCAGUUCUGGAGAGACUGCGGCUUCGACAUGAAGCCGGUGAAGGCUCGAGAGACGUGGGAGCAUUUUGGCUACGACUCGCCUGCCGUGCUUUCCCCGCACCCGGACGAGAGGUUCAAGCGCCGUCGCAACAUGAAACUGCCAGACUGGAUGCAGUGUGAUGUGUGCGGCAAAUGGAGGGAAAUCCCCUACAACGUCAAGGAACCCACAAGGGACAUUCCCAGCAACUGGACAUGCAGCAUGAACAUGGGUGACGGUAUCAAAAAAUGUGCCGACCCAGAGCAGAAAAGAAACUUCCAGAUUGGUCAGUUGCAACGGGUGCAAACUGCACCGGCACCAGCAACAUCUGGAGCUGCUACAGCGUCAGCUGCCACUUCUGAUAGGGAUGCCGAUCGAAGACGAAACCGCGCCGAGGAAGCUCCAGCCGAGGAGAAUCGACAGCGGAAGCGAAAGCAAGAGGAAGUGGAGACGUCCGUUCAUGUCCCCGCUGCAAAGAGAGCGACACCUACGAACAAUGCCAAAUCUGUGCCAGUCGAGUCCAAAAGCAUUGCACCAAGCAUCGUUCCACAGCGCAAAGCUGCAAUGGAUGCAUCAGCCAAGCUCCGUAUGGAACCACAAGUAUCCAGCAAAUCGUCAUCGGCCAAGGAUAUUGUACCAGAUACUCAGGAGUCACCUGCUCAGCAUUCCAUAAGUGAUGACAGUGACGAGGAUGAAGGGCCGAUGAUCAUCCGACGCUCUGCACCCGCUAGGAUCUCACGGCCCAGUGUCAAUCGUCCACUAAUCAAGUCUGCGCCGGUUAGCAGAACGUCAUCAAGUGGUGCUGGACGCGGUAGCCAGGAUACUGCACCCGAUGACGCUGCUGUCAGUGGUCGCUUAGCCAACCUACAAGACGCACCCGGUUUAACCUCAGACAAGUAUCCACUUGAAAGUCGUGUGGAGGCGAAAGUUAAUGAACAUUGGUAUGCAGGUCGCGUUACCAAGUAUCGAUUGGACAAGGAAAACGGCUGUUUACGGGUGCGGGUCAAGUUUGAUCAGAACCCUCACGACAAGUUUGACAAGCAUUUCCCCGUCAACAGUGAAAACCUCCGGCUGAAAUCGUCCUCUUCCCCGACACAAUCUCGUACUAAGCAAGACAAUGGUGGAGCAGCUGUGCACAAGCCUGCACAGAAUACCGAGGUCGGUAACACGCGAGAUUCGCGAGCCACGUCGUCAAUAGCAACCGCCACAGCGGCGGCAGGCACACAGCAGGCUCCUCCACCGCUAGUUGCUGCCGGAGGAGGUACAGCGUCAGCGACAUCAACGGCAAGGUCCGCUGCAGAAACGGCUGCUGCAGAAGCCAUGAACACGGAGGUGGCCAACAAGUUCCGUACGUCUCUGCAGUAUUUCCUGCCACCGACUUGGGAUAUGAAGAAGGAAGAGAUUGGAGAAUUGAGCACCAGCCAGCUUGCCGAGUUCCCCAUCACGGAGUUUUUCGAUCAAUAUGAGGCCUAUCUGAAUAAGCUUGUGGAGAGCUUCAAGGCUGAAUCGGCCAAUCAGAAGCAAGCCUCGGAGAAUAAACUGGUCAGCUUACGGCAAAAUGUUGCUAAGUUGUUGCGCUCUAUCCGAGAGACCGGCCAGAGUGAGGGUGAAGAGGCGGAUGACACCUCAGACACUGUGGAUAAGUUGCUGGAGGCGGUCGUCAAUGCUUCCGUCAACCUCUAGCGUUGCAUGUGUAUGCGCUAGUUGCCGUGGGCCUACACAGCCCCUCUGGCGAGGCUGUAACCUCAAGGUCUCGGCGACCUCGCAGCCUGUCUUGCCUGGCCGUGUAGUGGUCUGCUGAUGUUGUGCAUGUGUGUGUGUUUUGUGUGUGUUUUGUGUUUGUGUGUAUUUGUGUGUGAGUGAGUUGUCGUGGGUGGGUGGGCGGUGUGUCUGUCUGUCUGUCUGCGUGCAUCUGUGCGUUUCUACAUUAUGCAGUGUGUGUGUGUGUGUGUCAGUGUCAAUGGUGUCUCCGGGUACCCUGCGUAGCCACUCGAUAUACGCGGAACUUGUUUAGCUGCUGGAAAUGUCGGCGAUCAAUGAUAGGGUGUGUGUCUGUGUGUGUGUGUGUGUGUGUGUGUGUGUGUGUGUGUGUCUGUGUGUGUCUGUAUUCAGGCAAGACGUGCUGUGAAGAUAUUUGAUUUAUUGCAAUUACGGGACUGCUGGUCAGUCUCAGAUUUCUUCAUUCUUUUCCUUUCUCGCUUCAUUACUUUACUCUUUUUUUGCCUCUUUUGCUGUUAUUGCUUCUGCUGCUGCUGCUGCUGGUGGUGGUGAUGGUGCUAAUGAAAAACGUUCACUACUACUGCUAUUACUAUUACUUAGCUGAAGAACGCACGCAUCACAUACGAGCGCAUGUGGCGGCGAAGGUGCAAUUGCUUCUUCUCUCAUACUAGGUAGGAUUUUCUCAUUUCACAUUUCCGAACGUCAGUUCCUCGUGUCGCAUCCUGACAGAGAGCUAUCUAGUCUCUAGCCAUGCAUCUCUCUACUGGCUGCCCCCGCCCUCCCUUAUCACAUUCCAACAUCAAAGCCACACUAAGGUGUGUACGUAAUCUAGUACACUACCUCUUUCCAACCGCUGUCUGUGUCGUGUGUGCUACUCUCUCUCUCUUUCUUCAAGCGCCUUGCUCCUGUAUCUGAAUAUUUUGCAGCGGAGGGCCUGGUUACGUUGAGGCCUGCGGCUGCUGUUUUUGCUUGCUUUGCUCGGUGUAAGUGUGUUUGUGUGUGUGUGCGUGUGUGUGUGUGCGCGUGUGUCCCAGCGAACCGUCACCGUACACUCUUAUGUUUCUUCUUCUUCUUCUUCUUUCUUUCUUUCUGGCUAUUGUUAGUCUGACUGCUUAUGAAUCUGAGUGGAAAGGCAAUUUUCCCACUUUUGCUUUUUUUGGACCAUCCAUCUCCCACAAGAAUAUUAUUUGCCAAGAGAAAAUCCACGUUACGCUCUCUGCUAAAGAAAGUUGACAAGUCGUAAUGGCAUGACAGUGAAACGCAAUGAUAAUGGACGCACCAGGACUAUGACUGUAAAGUGAUGAGGAUCUGCAAAGUGUACCAAACACACACGCACACGCACUCAAACUCACACGCGCUGUGGGAUCUUUGGCUAGAUUAGCGAAAAAUUCGAGGUGAAGAUUUCCUUUUGUGCUUUUUUUUCAUUUUGUUAGGCUCCUUUAUCUUCUUCUUCUUCUUGUGGCUGUGUGCUGAUGGUUUGUUCUAUUCGCUGUUGCUGCUUCUGGUAGGCUAUGCUGUGUUUGGCUUGUUCUGUGCCCAAGUACAUCGGGCGAAUUAUCUUUUCA
Messenger RNA from Sycon ciliatum, 5238 nucleotides. RefSeq names its product ATPase MORC2A-like. The transcript is spliced from 33 exons. Gene Ontology annotation, cellular component: nucleus. NCBI's taxonomy places the organism in Eukaryota, Metazoa, Porifera, Calcarea, Leucosolenida, Sycettidae. Bases 533 to 3637 code for a protein of 1034 amino acids. Gene Ontology annotation, molecular function: zinc ion binding. The record is from RefSeq and is a predicted model, not a curated record.